Molecule: messenger RNA, 1659 nt
Organism: Saccharomyces cerevisiae S288C
Lineage: Eukaryota; Fungi; Ascomycota; Saccharomycetes; Saccharomycetales; Saccharomycetaceae
Gene: YHR078W
Exons: 1
Coding region: 1-1659 (552 amino acids)
Cellular component (GO): membrane
Source: RefSeq, marked reviewed
AUGGAGGCACUUAUCGUAUUUAUAGUGCUUUCCGUAUCCGGAGCAUUUGCUUACAAAUGCUCCUAUGAAAGGCUCUGGUUUAAAGUAGGGUCUUUGUUUGACAUUAUAUCAACUUCCUCGAAGAAAAAUGUCAUUCCGUUGGCAAGCAAAAUGGAAGUUGGCUCGAAUGAGGAUGUGUCUAGUAUGGGUAAUUUCAUAAAUAAAUUCUACACAGAGUAUUCUUUACCCUCACAUAAGGUACUGCAAUCACUGCGAGUCCUUUUUUCAUUAGCAAUGAUGACGUAUACAGUAACCAUAGAGAUUAUUCUAUGGCAGAUUAAGGUUGCUGGAAUGGACAAGGAAGUUACUUUCAUAACGACUUGGGUGUGGCCUCUGACUGCAAUCAUGCUAUCCUUCAUACUAAUUUUAUUUCAGCCCUUUUUCAUUAUAAUAUCGUUACUGAAUAAAUUCUACAAUGACAAGUUCGAUAUCGAUAGGUUGAUAAUAGUGACAUGCAUAAUCUUGUCCACACUUAUUGCGCUGUUAAGUUACAUAAAUAUUGGACCGUUCCAGUACACAAAAAAUAUUCUAACUAGAUUGUCCAUCGGAGGCGUCACAGUCAUGGCUUCCCUAUCUGGGUUAGCCACUGUUUCUAGUUUAUACUACAACUUUUUAGUCAUCUGGCACAAGUUUCGUAAUACACCAAUGUCAGACCCCAGUUUUAGAAACAUCAACAACAGCAACAAUAACAGUAAAUCUCUCUUAUGGACAACAGACGCCUAUAUAGAGGAAAAAAUCCAAGAUUAUGAACACAACAUUGAACAAAAUGUACAAAUAUUAAGAAGUUUAGAAGAAGAGGUCGGAGAAAACUCAACUUUUAAAGCAGAGUUGAUGGAAAAAAUCGCCUGGUAUCAACUGGAGCUUGGGAAAUUGGAAGCAUUAUUACAACAGUCCCCUCAGGUACGCACUUUUAAGAAAGCUUUUGAAGUCGGGUUUAUCAUAUACUGUCUUCAUAAACUAAUAAUAACUUUCCUGAAAAGAAUCCCCUAUAUCAUAUACCACUCGCUCAAAUAUCCAGAUGACUACGAUUAUGAAAAUUUUAGUGAAAAUGCAGCAUCCGAUCCUUUAGCCAUUACGAUAGCAAAUAUUUUGGAUUUUUCGUUUUUCAGGUUCAAUUACCAGCACGAUCUCGAUUCGUUAACAAAACAGAUAUCGUUAUUUUUGUCAAUUUCUCUCUUUCUUUGCUGUCUUUCUGCUGUCAAUACCACCAUCUCCUACGUUGUGACCCUUUUGCCCAUAAAGUUCCAGAUUCUUGCACUUUUCGCCAUGCAGAAUGAUGACACUGCUAAUGUACUUCCAGAGUACACCAAUAACUCUUCCUAUAAGGGAAAAAAGAGAAACUAUUCUCAGGAACAAAAAGGAAUAUCUUUGAUAAAAAAUCUGGUGGUGUCAGAGUUGACUGGCGUCUACGUUUUGGCUACAACGCUAAUGGUUAGGUCCCAUCUCCCUUUUGAAGUAUCACAAAGAUUAAAGGAGCUAUUGGGUGGAAAGUUUACCGUCCCAAACAUUGUCAUAGAUUCUUGGUUUGAUGAAGUCUACGCUUUUGCAUGUGUGUUUACCUUUAUUUGCAUAAGAAUUGCAGAACGAAAGCUUUCCACCAAAAAAGUCAGUGUUGAAUAA